UAGUCCUUCUCCUCUUAUCCAAAUCCAAUCUUUCCUGUUCAAAAAGGAAACUCUCCUCAGGUCCAAACUCUUAACACAAACUGUUUCAGAUUUAGUAGCUGUCAAUGGAUUUAAUGAGAGGACAAGGAGGCAUUCAAAUGCUACUCACUGCUGAACAGGAAGCCCAACAAAUAGUUUCUACUGCUAGAAAUGUUAAAAUGACAAGGUUGCGGCAAGCAAAAGAAGAAGCUGAGAUGGAAGUGGUAAAUUAUCGUUCGCAUUUGGAAGCCGAGUACAAAAAGACAUUAUAUGAGACCAGCGGAAGCUCGGACUCGACCGAAAAGAGGCUUGAGAUAGAAACUGAGAAAAAAAUACAACGUUUGAAGAAAGCAGCCUCUGAAGCAUCUCCUGAUGUUAUUGCCAUGCUCCUGAAGCACAUUACAACUAUUAAAACUUGAUUUUUGAAGCUACUAAUUAAACCUUCUUUUAGAAAGCAAAUGAAAAAUAAGGAAAACCGGAUAAAAAUUUUCUUUUUAUUUUGUCCCACGUCCAAAAAAGAGGCCAUCAGAAAAUUUAUUUCGUCAUUUUCUUUUCCUUUCCUAUUCCUAACUCUUUCGUUUCUGGUAUUCCGAAUAAAGAGUAUGGCUUAGAUAAUAUAAAAUUUUCAUAGGAACUCUUAGUCAUGUUACUGAAAACACAUUAUUUUCCUCUUGUUUUGUUAUUCUUUGUUUGGGAUAAUUGUUGCUUUUCAAUCUGAGUGUUGACUGCUUCCAGAGAUCCAGAGAACAUCAGCAGUACUAAAGGAGGCCAAGAUCGGGGUGCGUUUAUCGUGUGUGCUUAUCAAAAUAAUGAUGUCAUAGUUUUAGUAUUGCAAUGUUGUUAACUGAGAUCCCAAGUCAAAUUA
Molecule: messenger RNA, 883 nt
Organism: Nicotiana tabacum (common tobacco)
Lineage: Eukaryota; Viridiplantae; Streptophyta; Magnoliopsida; Solanales; Solanaceae
Product: V-type proton ATPase subunit G 1-like
Biological process (GO): proton transmembrane transport
Cellular component (GO): vacuolar proton-transporting V-type ATPase, V1 domain; vacuolar proton-transporting V-type ATPase complex
Molecular function (GO): ATP hydrolysis activity; proton-transporting ATPase activity, rotational mechanism
Source: RefSeq, a predicted model, not a curated record